Messenger RNA from Arabidopsis arenosa, 643 nucleotides. NCBI's taxonomy places the organism in Eukaryota, Viridiplantae, Streptophyta, Magnoliopsida, Brassicales, Brassicaceae. The record is from the annotation of a GenBank genome assembly.
GAAUCAAAAAGGCUAUUGACUUAAUGUCAUACACAUUUAGUCACAGUUUUUGAGCAAGGCAUGGGACUUAAAGGAGAGGAUUAUUUUGCGGAACACCUCAACGGGACAGCUCCAACUGAAUCAGCUACUUACAAGAAGUGGUUCAUCGAUGUUGAUCAUCUUUACGCUUGUCUCUUUAUCAAUGGGGAUCAUUGGGUUGCUCUUGAUAUUGACUUGCCUGUGAGGAGGAUUAACAUCUACGAUAGCAUCCCACACUUGACCACUAAUCCUCAAAUCUCGAAACAAUGCAUGUUUUUGCGGUUGAUGAUCCCUGCCAUGAUGAGUGCUUUCGUACCUAUCAACAUACGUAAGAAGAGUAAUGCAAUGUUGGACGUGAAAAGGAUUACAAAGAAGGUACCUUUGAAUAAAGAUCCCGGCGAUUGUGCUAUCUACACACUCAAAUACAUCGAGUGUUUGGCUCUAAGGAAAUCAUUCGAUGGGCUUUGCGAUGAAAACAUAGAUGCCAUAUGUGUUAAACUUGCAGCGGAGCUAUUUGAUGAAGUGAGAGAGUCAGCCAAACCGUCUAAUCUUGAUCUUUGUGGUGUAGGUUUCAUCGAAUGAGUGACUUUGAUUUAUGUAAUCUCGUACUUAUAGGUCUUUUGUU